Sitophilus oryzae (rice weevil) is the source of this 289-nucleotide messenger RNA. RefSeq names its product protein FMC1 homolog. The record is from RefSeq and is a predicted model, not a curated record. Gene Ontology annotation, cellular component: mitochondrion. NCBI's taxonomy places the organism in Eukaryota, Metazoa, Arthropoda, Insecta, Coleoptera, Curculionidae.
UAUGCUGUACCUGAUCAAACCCUGAAGAACAAUUUAUCAUAUCAAUUUAUCAUGUCCCAGUACAGGAAAUACAAAACAACAGAUCAGCAAUUGUGCAAAGCUAGGGAAGAAAUGGAAUUUAUGGCAAACACAUACUUAUGCUACCAAAGUUCUCGAUUAUCUCAUGAAAUCCAGGCAGAAUUUCAUGGUAAAGGUGAAAGAACAGUAGAUGAGACAGCAAGAAUGGUGGGAUUCAAAUUGCCUCACGAUCCUAAGUGAAUAUAUGUAAGAAAUAAGACAUACUGUAUCA